CAAUAUAUAGCCCUCAUUUAUUUCAAACCCCCAAUCCUCAUCCUUUAAAGCUCUUAUAUACUGGUUCUCCUCCUCCUAAUUCCUCAUCACUAUUCCUUUCAAAUUCUCUUCUAUUAAUUCAAAUUUCUGCAACAUCACAUCGAAUUUGGAGUUCUGGGUAUCUCUUGAAAAUGGAGUCUGAAACCUUAAAAGAUUCGUAUAAUGAUGAGGUGGAAGUCAUCGGAAAAUUAACCGAAGAAUUCACAGAGCAGCUAAAGAAGAAACAACAGAUGAUAAUCGAAGAUCAAACAGAACAAUAUAAUAAUGAUGACGACGAUGAUGAUGAUGAGGUUGAAGAUGGUGACGAUGAAGAAGAAGAAGAGGAGGAGUUUUCUUUCGCGCCUAUGACAGACGCGCCUCCGAUAACGGCGGAGGAGGUGUUCUACAACGGUCAAAUCCGACCCCUUUUCCCGUUAUUCAAUCAAAACCUUCUUUUGUCCGAGGAUGAUUUGGAAAAGUUGAAGGAGCGAUCACCGGUAAACAAGAUAUUUAUACAAACAGAAGAAAAUUCUCCGGCAACUUCCUCUUCAUCGGAAAAUCAAGAAAUAGCUGGACCGUUUUGUGAAUGGUCCAAAGAUAAUAAGGCAAUUGAAGCUUCUUCUUCUUCUUCUCCUGAGGUAUGCAAAAAGAGUAACUCAACAGGAUUUUCAAAGCUAUGGAGAUUCAAAGACUUUCUUCACCGGAGUAACAGUGAUGGACGAGACGCCUUUGUGUUCUUGAACCCUGCCACAACUACUCCGGCGAAGACAGAAGAAAAAGUCGAAGUCAACGAGCAAGUUUUAACACAGAAGAAUAAAAAGAAGAAGAAGGGUACUGUUGUAAAGAAGAGCGAAGGUGUGUUAGCACAUGAAGCUUACAUGAAGAGUAAAGCUAAGGAUGAAGAUCGCCGGCGAUCGUAUCUUCCUUACCGGCCGGAGCUCGUCGGAUUUUUCACUAAUGUGAACGGCGGAUUAACGAGGAACGUACAUCCAUUCUAACAAGGCAUAAAAAUUGGUGCAAUGGAGUUAGUCUUAAGUUAUUUUAGUUUUUUUUUUCUUGGGUUGAUGAAAUCUUUAAUUUUUUUUAAUAUUAUAGUGUAGUUGGUUUUGGAAGAUAUGUUGUCAAUAUUAUUAGGUCGGUUUGAUUAGAUCAAUAUGGCUUAAGCCUUAAGGGAUAUAGGUAUAAGUUGGCAUUUCCCCCCCUUAUUUGAGCUUUGUAAAUCUUAAUUUACCAUUUUGGUUUUACUACUUUUGCAAACCUUUGACCAUCUAUUGGUGGUUGUAUAAUUAAUAUUUACAUAUGAUAAGGAUA
Messenger RNA from Nicotiana tabacum (common tobacco), 1329 nucleotides. RefSeq lists its product as uncharacterized. The record is from RefSeq and is a predicted model, not a curated record. NCBI's taxonomy places the organism in Eukaryota, Viridiplantae, Streptophyta, Magnoliopsida, Solanales, Solanaceae.